Messenger RNA from Scophthalmus maximus (turbot), 2280 nucleotides. It is a transcript of the gene casp10, whose product is annotated as caspase 10, apoptosis-related cysteine peptidase. The transcript has 11 exons. Gene Ontology annotation, molecular function: cysteine-type endopeptidase activity; protein binding. Lineage: Eukaryota; Metazoa; Chordata; Actinopteri; Pleuronectiformes; Scophthalmidae. The record is from RefSeq and is a predicted model, not a curated record. Gene Ontology annotation, biological process: negative regulation of extrinsic apoptotic signaling pathway via death domain receptors; proteolysis. The coding region runs from base 119 to 1642 and encodes 507 amino acids.
CGUAGCACCUGGGUCUGUUUCAGGGCGGGCGGUUCCCGUCCUCCCUUUUACUUUCGGUUUAUUCUUCCUCCUCUGUGGCCGUGAGAUGACCCGCGGACCCUCUCUGUAAGUGCAAGAGAUGGAAUUUCAGAGGCGGCUCUUAGAGGGAGGGAAGGGCCUGUCUAAGGACGAAGUCAAAGCGUUAGCAUUUCUUUGCACCGACCUCCUGGGCCGAAACCCGACCUCCGUGGAGUCAGCCAAUGACCUCUUCUCUCGUCUGGCGAAACGAGACCAUCUCUCACCUGACCGACUGCAGCUGUUGACCGAGCUUCUGCUCAUCAUCAAACGCACCCGUCUGGUCCGUGACCUCAAUCUCAGUGACCGAGAAUCUACAACAAGUGGCAUCAUUUCUCCUUACAGGAAGCUGCUCUACAGCCUGUACGAGGAGAUGACUAAUGACGACUUGACACAUGUGAAGUUCUUGUUGCACACAACGCUCCCGCGUAGGAAACUGGAGGAAGAUAUUACUCUGCUGGAAAUCUUCCUGGAGAUGGAGCACAUGGACCUCCUCAGUGAGUCUAACCUUGACGGACUGGAGAAAAUUAUUCAGUCAGUCUGUCCCAUGCUGAAGGAAAAGAUCAACACGUUCAAAGCACGGCGGGCAUUCCAGUCUCAGGCCCAGUGCUCCAUGAAUUCUCCCACAACCUCUGUGGAUGUGUUACAUGUUGGAGAUGAAUGUGGGGCUUUGCCAAAUAGACGUCGAGCUUUAAGCACUGAAACAGGCAACUGUGCCUCCUUGAAAGGUCGUUUGAACAGUGAUGCUUUGGCAUUGUUGCCGUCUCAAGAAAACGAGAUGUCCCCUGAAAAGCCGACAUCUACAGAACCAAACUAUGAGGGUUUGGGAAUAUAUCCAAUGACUGCAGCAAAGAGAGGUAUCUGCUUAAUACUAAACAACUACAACUUCUCUACUCUCAAGAAUCGGGAGGGGACCAUGACUGAUGAAAAGUUUCUGCAAGAUGUGUUUAAGUGGCUGGACUUUGACGUGGAUAUACGACGCGACUGUACGGGCGAGGAGAUGCUGUCCGUGUUGCGGGAGCUCGGCAGGAGAGACCACAGGCAGAUGGACUGCGUGGUAUGCUGUGUUCUCAGCCAUGGCCGUGAGGGCAGUGUGUGUGGCGUAGAUGGCAUCACUGUCAAGCUCAAGGAGCUGAUGGAGUCUUUGAAUGCAUUAAUGUGCCCCACUUUGGCAGGAAAACCCAAGCUCUUCUUCAUCCAGGCUUGCCAGGGCACCAACGAGCAAACGGCUGUCAAUGUUGAGGUCGAUGGCUACAAUCUGGUUUGCAGUGACACAGUUGAAGUGAAAGACUCCAUCCCAUCUGAUGCUGAUUUCCUGCAGGCAAUGGCCACCGUUCCUUCCUUUGUCUCCUACAGAGAGACGAAGAAUGGCACGUGGUUCAUUCAGUCGUUGUGCCAAAACCUUGUCCUGAUGGUGCCCAGGGGGUUUGACCUCAUGUCUAUCCUGACAAAAGUGAACGCAGAUGUUAGCAACAAGACGGAUCUUUACCGUAAAAAAAGGCAAAUGCCUCAACCAGCCUUUUCACUCAGGAAGAAAGUGGUCUUUCCGGUCCCUGAAGCCCCUCCUCCCAGUUUGCCCUCUGUUUGAUUUCCUCACACAAAUCAAAUGACAAAGGGUACAUUUUUGAAAAUUGUUGUAAUAUUGUUAUGAUAACUCCUGUGCCAACUACUUUUUGCUACUGGUGACAAUGUGAUGUAGUUGAAAACCUGAAAUUAACCUCAAGUGGAGAUGAUUUUGUCACAAUAUUUUUUCAAGGUUUACAUGAGACAUUCACACUGGUAUGAUACUCACUGUGUACACAAACGUACCAAAUCUCCUCGUCCAUUUGGAGCAUAACCAAAGUUUAAUAUUUGUAAUGUUUGUUAUUAUGAGCUCCAUGAAUGAAUAAUGCACAUCAUUUCAAGAGUAAAUGCAACAUCCUAGUCUUUUAUAACGUUUUAUUUGACAUGUAGUUUUAGACUUAGACACUGUAAAGUAACAGCAAUUUCCCAUCAACCAAAGCACUCAUUUUAUAUGCACUGCCAAGUAUUAUGUAAUUUUCUCAUCAGUAGUUCUGCGUUUUUGUUAAAUUUGGACUAUUUUAACUGAAUUCUGUUGGUCUAUUACAUUCAUAACUUUCUACAUCUUCGAUGCAACUGCUCAGUGAAGACCUGGAAUUGACCAUGGUGCCACAAAACUGCAUUCAAAUUGAAACAGAAUCUAAUAAAAAAAAUUGCUGAAAAGGA